AUGGACUACGACCCGAUGGUGAUGGACGACGCCGAGGCGCUGGGCCCGGUUGUCAAGAUUUCUCAAGCAGACCCGAUCCGUGUCAAGUUCGAGCUCUCGAAUGCGGAUAUCGCCUUCGCAAACUCCCUCCGCCGCGUUAUGCUCGGCGAGAUCCCCACCAUUGCGAUCGACCUUGUGGAAAUCGAAGAAAACAGCUCCGUACUAGCCGACGAGUUUAUCGCCCACCGCCUCGGACUUAUCCCGCUAAAUGCUGAUGGUGUUGAGGGGUUGCUGUUCGCGAGGGAUUGCGACUGCGACGGUUGCUGCGAACACUGCAGUGUCAGGCUCACCCUUCACGCCAAAUGCACCGGAGACGAAAACAUGCAUGUAUUCGCUCGGGACUUGGUACCGACGGGUGAGCGAAUCAAUCAGGUCCUUGGUACCCCUGUGGUCUCAGAUUCCGAAGGACUCGGCGCUCUCAUUUUAAAGCUCCGGCCGGGUCAAGAAAUCAAGCUCGAGUGCAUCGCAAAAAAAGGCAUUGCGAAGGAGCACGCGAAGUGGGCGCCAUCGGCGGCCAUCGGGUUUGAGUACGACCCUCACAACAAGCUUCGCCACACGGAUUUCUGGUACGAGACGGAUGCUAAGACAGAAUGGCCCCCAAGCGAGUACGCCGCGUGGGAGGAGCCCCCUCAGGAGGGUGAGCCGUUCGACUACGAUGCCGUCCCGAACCGAUUUUACUUCAACGUCGAGAGCGCCGGGAAUCUCCCGCCCGAUACGAUCGUCAGCGAGGGCAUCAAGGUCAUUCAACAGAAGCUUGCCGGGCUCAUCCAUGAGCUUGCCGAUGAGGGCGGAGAUGGAAUGAACGGCGACUAUAACGGUCCCCGGAGCCCAGAGUACGGCACCGGGGCUGACGGCUUUGGUGGGGGGUAUACGACACCCUUUGGGAACGGUGGCUCUUGGGGCGGGGCCGGCGGGGCUGGCGGGACAACGCCGUAUGGGGCGACACCUUACGGUGGAGGCCAAAACAGCUGGUCGUGA
Molecule: messenger RNA, 1017 nt
Organism: Chaetomium globosum CBS 148.51
Lineage: Eukaryota; Fungi; Ascomycota; Sordariomycetes; Sordariales; Chaetomiaceae
Exons: 3
Coding region: 1-1017 (338 amino acids)
Biological process (GO): DNA-templated transcription
Cellular component (GO): RNA polymerase II, core complex
Molecular function (GO): protein dimerization activity; DNA-directed RNA polymerase activity; DNA binding
Source: RefSeq, a predicted model, not a curated record